AUGCGCAACCUCCGAAAGAUUCAACGCAGAAAGCUCUACAUCUGGAUCAUUCUCAGCCUUUCGUCGGUCCCGUUCCAUUUGCUAUACAACUCCGUGUUCUACACAUCUACCGUGACGUAUGCGUAUGAUAUAUACAUUGCCAACGAGGGAUUCGCGAACGGAGCACCUUUCGACGAGGAUCUGUUUCCAUCGCCUCCACCGGAAUUUGAUUUGCCAACAAACAACGCGACCAUCCGUUGGCCCGACGGAACCGUCAACGAAACCUGGAACUAUAUACAUUACUCCACCAGCCCUCACGACGUCCGCAAACUUGCAGCAAAAGGACUCAGUGAUCAAUUCGAGCGCUUAGACAAGGACGAGUGCAUGAAACACUAUGCCAACGCCAUCUUGACGGGCCGCCGAAACCUGAUUCUCGUCGCGUCAAACUCGCCGCUUGACAACCUUACUUUCACGGGAGGCAUAGAGUACGAUUUAUUAACCGCCGGAAAUUACACCAGUAUGAGCGUAUCCUGGUCCGACGUCUUGCACUCGCCUGAUGUGGCGUGUGGUCCCCCGGACUCUUCCCAAGCUAUCCUCACGCAAUCACUGCGUUUCGUCAGCUGCCGCAGCAAUUCUUCGCUGUACGCAGUCAUACCGUGGGAACGGCCACUUGCAGAUAAUCGGGAGGUCGACUAUUUCCAGUGGAUCUGCUACCAAGGAGGCUCGGACCCGAGCCACUGGAUCACCGGCUCGUCGGAUUGUGCUGCGAAGGCGGCAUGGAAAGACUACCUCGGGGAACGAACGUGGACCGUUGCUGGUUUUGAAAUCAACCACUGCUUGAGUGAGAGAAUGCCGGGCGAGUGCAGUUUGAACGUCGCACUGCCGCUCUUAUUGUCAGUCAUGUGCUCUAACGUUGUCAAACUGAUUGCUAUCGUGGCUGCUGCUUUGACGAUCAAGGAAAACCCUCUGAUGACGAUCGGAGAUGCGGUGGCGUCAUUUGUACGGGAGCGUGACGAGACCACUAGCGGCAUGUGCAACUGGUCUUGGAAGGAUGUGGCUCAGCGAGAGAAGGAGCGAAGCCCGAAGGUUGACGGGAGCGCUUACGGUGCUGAAAUCGCUGGUAUCUCCAUGGAACAACUUACACGCCGCGACGAGAGUUCCGAAAUCAACGGUUAUCUGCCUGUGCAAUCGGCAAGGCCUUUCUCGGCUUCGAAGCAAAGGUUGUACGAAGCAUCGAGUAAAGGUCGUUGGAAGGUUUCCGGCUUCAUGUUGGCCACGGCCUUUUCGGCCAUUUCCGGACUAUUCUACUACUCCAUGUUUGAGUUUCACAGAAGCGGCAAGGCCCGCUGGAUCUGGGAGAUGGGGAUCGGCGCCGUGCUCCCCGAAACGCUCAUCAGCGGGUGGAAUGUAGCAACGAGCGGCGACCAGGCAAUCGUCCAGACAGUACUCAUCGCCAACUUGCCACAGCUGCUUCUUUCGUUUCUCUACUUUACCAUGAACAGUCUGGUCACAAACAUGUCUUUGGCCUCCGAGUGGGCCCGUUUCGGACAGCGCAGGUGUGGUUUGCGUGUGUCCGCACGGCGCAGCAUCGAGCAGAAGUCGACAUACUUCUUGCAGCUUCCGUACAGACUCGGAGUUCCGCUCCUCUGCUUGUCAGUCUCGCUACAUUGGAUGGUCUCGCAGAGCCUUUUCUUCGUGCAGAUCAAAGGCAAAAACGCCGUUGGGGCGUGGUUUCGCUUGAACAAUCUCACUGAGGCCGAUGAGAUCAUUACCUGCGGCUAUUCUCCGCUCGGCAUGCUUAUCACCCUGGUCAUACUCGCCAUUCUGGCGGGCUUCGCUCUCAUCAUUGGGUCCCGCCGAUUGGAGCCCGGUAUCCCGAUGGCUGGAAGCUGCAGUAUGGCUAUCUCGGCAGCGUGCCACGUCCCGGAGGGGACGUCGGAGCUCUCGCCUGUGAAGUGGGGAGUUAUUCUUGACGAGCAGGCUGGUAUUAGAGAAGAGCACGGCCACUGCUCUUUUUCGAAUGGCGAGGUUGGGAGUCCUAUCGUUGGGAGGAUGUAUGCGUAA
Molecule: messenger RNA, 2043 nt
Organism: Diplodia corticola
Lineage: Eukaryota; Fungi; Ascomycota; Dothideomycetes; Botryosphaeriales; Botryosphaeriaceae
Exons: 3
Coding region: 1-2043 (680 amino acids)
Source: RefSeq, a predicted model, not a curated record